GGCUAGGGGAAGGUGCUGCGUGCGCGCCGCUGCAGGAAGCGCCUCCCGGUCCGUCCGGCUCGGGUCCGGCUGGCCAUGGAGUCGUUGCCGAAGCCCUCGUCCCGUCGUCUCCUGCUUCUCCCCGUGCUGCUGCUGUCACUGCCGGCCUCGGAGCUGGGCCUGAGCCAGGCCCGGGCCGAGGAGACCGACUGGGUACGACUACCAAGCAAGUGCGAAGUGUGUAAAUAUGUCGCCGUGGAGCUGAAGUCAGCCUUUGAGGAAACCGGCAAGAAGAAGGAGGUGAUCGACACCGGCUAUGGCAUUCUGGACCGCAAGGCCUCUGGAGUCAAAUAUACCAAGUCGGACUUACGGUUAAUCGAAGUCACUGAGACCAUUUGCAAGCGGCUCCUGGACUACAGCCUGCAUAAGGAGAGGACUGGCAGCAAUCGCUUUGCCAAGGGCAUGUCAGAGACUUUUGAGACGCUGCACAAUCUGGUCCACAAAGGGGUCAAGGUGGUGAUGGACAUCCCCUAUGAGCUGUGGAACGAAACGUCCGCCGAGGUAGCCGACCUCAAGAAGCAGUGCGACGUGCUGGUGGAAGAGUUUGAGGAGGUCAUCGAGGACUGGUACAGGAACCACCAGGAGAAGGACCUGACCGAAUUUCUCUGUGCUAACCACGUGCUGAAGGGCAAGGACACCAGCUGCCUGGCAGAACGGUGGUCCGGCAAGAAAGGCGACACAGCCGCCCUGGGAGGGAAGAAGUCCAAAAAGAAGAGCAGCCGGGCCAAGGCCUCAGGCGGCAGGAGCAGCAGCAGCAAGCAGAGGAAGGAGCUGGGGAGCCUUGAGGGAGACCCGGGCCCUGAGGACGAGGAGGAAGGCAUCCAGAAGGCGUCGCCCCUGCCGCACAGCGCCCCCGAUGAGCUCUGAGCCUGGGUCCCUGAACUGACGCACACGGACCCGAAGCCCAGCAGCUCUGGCCACGAGGGCUCCUCAUCCAGCUUCCCGCGCCCUCGUGUCCCGCGUCGCUGCCCCCUGCGGGCCCAGCACAGACACAGCCCGGAGCUGGGGCAGAAGCCACGCCGCGGGGGCAGCGCUCUGGGCCCGCGCCCGCAGCCGGCCGUGCCGCGGGGGACCUGGAGGACCGCAGCGUGAACGACCCCCACCGCCACCGCCAAGGCUACCGGGACUGCAGCCACUCGGGACCCUCGAGGAGGCCACCCGCCCCCCACGGGAAGCUCGACGGCAGCCCCCCAGCUCCCUCCCUGCACCCCUUCUGUGGACACCUGCUCUGCCAGCGUCUCCCCCCUCCCAGGGCUCACAGAGUAAACCCUUCAGGCCUUUUGGUUUCCAUUCCUGGGCCCUCCUCAGUCUUCAGAGGUGCCCCGAGCCCCCCUAUUGGUCUUUCCAGCCCCCCACCCUCCGGCCUUAGGAGCUGGGGAAGGCAGGGCUGCCCCCACCCGCUCUUUAGAGGCCAGAUUUAACAGGGUAAGUGUUGGGGCGCAGGUGUGGGCCUCAUGUUUGGGAUUGCAGCGUAGGCUGGGCAGGGGCGAGGUGCAGCAGUGCUGACCCUGGCCUUCAGAUGACCCUCCCUGAGCUGCUGCCUCUUCUCCCUACUUCGGGCCCUUGACUGUGUCCUGGGCACCUGGCUGCCCUCCUCUUCCCCUGUCCCCCAAGACCUUGCCAUGUGUUGUGUAAUGCCAGCCCCAGCCCCUCCCUCUCUUACCGGCACCCUGCCUUUCUUGACCCUUGCUCCCUGCUGACCACAUGUGGUCCCUCUGUGCUUCCUGUCCAGCUGGAGCACAGAGGAGAGGAGGCCCGGCCUCCAGCAGCCUUCCGUGACACCCUGUUCUCUGGGUGGGGAGGAUCCAGAGGCUGGCCUCUAGGGAGAAGGGGUGAGGUGCAGAGACCUCCCAGCUAGUCCACAGGGCAGGGGGCAGGCCAGUCCGAAGUGCUUUAACCUUUAGGACACGCGGUGCAGUGGGUCCUGGUUGCGCUGAUUCAUAGAAAGAAGAGCAAGUGGCGCACGGAAUGUGGCCAAGGGCUCAGAAAGCCAUAGCGAGGCUGCAGCGCCCGGCGCGGACAGUGGAAUUCAUAUCAAACUUGUUUAGUUUCUUGGCCUUGACCUGCCACCACUUGGACCCCUUUUUUUUUUUAAUUUGUGUAAGUUUACUUUUUAAAGAAAUGAUACACCACGA
Molecule: messenger RNA, 2174 nt
Organism: Dipodomys ordii (Ord's kangaroo rat)
Lineage: Eukaryota; Metazoa; Chordata; Mammalia; Rodentia; Heteromyidae
Gene: Cnpy3
Product: canopy FGF signaling regulator 3
Exons: 6
Coding region: 76-906 (276 amino acids)
Cellular component (GO): endomembrane system
Molecular function (GO): signaling receptor binding
Source: RefSeq, a predicted model, not a curated record